AUGACACAAACCCUACAGACUUUUUUCAGCACUCUCCCAAGUGGACUUUUAAACUAGUUUCCAUGGAGUAAUAUCUUCCAAAGGUUUCAAUGUGUUUUUGUAGACAACAAGGACCAUGCAUUCCUGAAGAGGUGGAUGUUGAAAAACGGUGCGCGUAUAACUUUGGAAACUGAGCUUAACCAGCACUUCAGACUAUGGCGCUAAUAGCGAGAGCGUUAUACGACUUCAUCUCUGAAAAUCCCGGCGAGAUCUCGGUGACAGAAAACGAACUUCUAACUUUGUGUAGUGAAGAGGUUGUCAAUGGUUGGAUGGAGGGUACAAACAGCAGAGAUGAGACCGGACUCUUCCCUGCAUCAUACGUGAAGAUUAUAAAGACUGACCCGCCAGUGCACGGUAACGUGACAUCCGCUUGUACUGAAUAUUUCCACCAGACUAGUCCUCAGAGGAGGGACACCUCAAACGAGUCGACUCAUUCCGCUACUUACCUGAGACAUCUACAACAACAGCGACACAGUUUUCAUACGAGCCAAGGAGACGACGAGGAUUGGGACGAUGGUGACUGGGAUGACAACGUAACGGCUGGGGAACAAGGCGGGAAACCUGAAAAAAGCGGGAAUCCUCAAACAGGUUAUUCCAGCACAGGUUCCGCAGUGGCUCGACGCGGUAGUUCACAACAGUCUAAAAGCACGGCGACUGUUGGCAAAAAUCUCAACAGGUUUACAACCUUUGUUAGGUCAGGAGGUGAAGCUUUCGUUUUAGGCAAAGCUUCAGGUUUGGUUAGAGAUGGAGAAAAAAUAUUCGUGGAUAUGGGCCAGCAUGGCCUAGAAUGGCAGGAGAACGCGUAUCCAUUUACUUGCACUGUCGACGACCCCACAAAACAGACCAAAUUCAAAGGCAUGAAGAGCUAUAUGAGCUAUGGACUUACGCCCAGUCACACACAGAGACAAGUGAACAGAAGAUACAAGCACUUUGACUGGCUUUAUGUGCGGCUUGUCAAAAAGUUUCCGGUUAUUUCAGUCCCUCAUUUGCCUGAAAAACAGGCCACAGGUCGAUUCGAGGAGGACUUCAUUUCCAAGCGGAGGAAGGGUUUAAUAUGGUGGAUGAAUCAUAUGACGAGUCAUCCAGUUUUAUCCAAGUGUGAUGUUUUCCAGCAUUUCCUUACCUGCAGCAGCAAUGAUGAAAAAGCCUGGAAGCAAGGCAAGAGGAAGGCAGAGAAGGACGAGCUAGUUGGUGCCAAUUUCUUCCUCACUAUCUGUCCUCCAGCUUUACCUCUUGACUUACAAGAGGUGGAGAGCAAAGUAGAUGCUUUCAAAAUGUUCACCAAGAAGAUGGACGAAAACCUCAUACAGGUCAACGUCACCAUUAACGAAUUUGCCCGAAAGCAGAUCACAGGUUUUAAGAAGGAAUAUCAGAGAGUUGGACAGGCUUUCAGACGUAUUAGUCAGGCCUUCGAAUGCGACCAGCAAGUGUACUCCAUUCAAUUAAACAAGGCCAUGGCAUACACUGGAGAAAUCUAUGAGACCAUUGGGGAUUACUAUGCUGAACAGCCCCGUCAGGAUUUGGAGCCAAUUUCUGAUCUUUUAGCGAUUUACCAGGGCCACCUUGCAAACUUUCCAGACAUUAUCCAUGUAGAGAAAGGAGCCCUGAACAAGGCAAAGGAGAGCCAGAAAGAUGGCACUGCCGGCGGAGGUAUCCACGAGCGAUGCAACAUCAUCUCCUGCGCUACACUAGCCGAGAUCCAGCACUUUCAUCGCAUACGAGUGCUUGACUUCAAGGCACAGUUGCAACAUUUCUUACAGCAGCAGAUCAGCUUCUUUCAAAAAAUCACAGGCAAGUUGGAGGAAGCUCAGGACAUGUACGAUCAGGCUUAGAAAGGCCAAUGCCUGCGCAAAUGUGCUGCCUUUCUAGAUACCUUUUAUACAGAACUGAAAUAAAACUAAAGUGAUACUUUACCCCCAAAAAAGAAAUUGUGUCAUCAUCUACUUAUUCUUACUUCCUUAAAAUUUUGUUCCAAACCCCUUAUCGCUACCCCUCAGUCAGGCAGAAUUUAAGCCUCAGUCACCAUUCACUGUCUUUGCAUCUUUUUUUCUAUACAAUCUAAAUGGUGACUGAGGCUUGCAUUCUGCCUAACAUUUCCUUUUGUGUUCAGUGAAUGAAACUGGGAAAAACAUUUGGGUGAAUUUUCUGUCUACGGUGUUACCAGUUUUACUCUGUACAAGGGACAACACCGGUGUGAAAUUUUACACCGGGUAAAAGGGGGAAACAUUAUGAAUGGAACUUCCAAUAUCAAUACAAUAACAUAUCAAAUAGAAUAGUUUUAAAUAAAGAAUAGUUGUCUAAUGAAGAGAUUGCGACCCAUGAUAAAUGAACCUAAAUAACGCAUUAAAAGCCAGAUGUUCUUUACCAACUUAUCAUAUUACACAGGCAGCAAAGUUUGCGCAUUGACAGAAGAUGUUUAAUUGCAGGUAGCAAAUAUAAUGUGCUUGGUGUGUAACUGUGAGAUGUCUUGGAUUUGGAAUGACACAAGAAAUGCUGUUAGACACACAGACAUGAGCUUGAAGAGACACUAUUAUAUUUUUAAGAACAGCUGACAGAAAAGCCGUCUAUGCGCAUGUCUGACACGCUGUUUGUUCGGAUGCAUGCAGUCUCAUGGAACAUGUGUAUGUAAAGGGUUCUCACUCUUUCUUUGUUUUAGUCUUCUGAAUUUUUUUUUGCAAGAGUAGUAUUGUAUAUAAGAAUGCUGCAAAUUACCUCAGACCAUCUCAGCUCUGGCAGUGCGUUGAGUUCAGUUUGCUUUAUUUCCACAGAGCAGUUCGUUAUGAGUGCAACUCUGCAGGGUCACUUGAUAUAUAGCCUAUACAUCUGUGAUUAAAUCAUACAAUAAUACAAAAACACGUUCACUUCAAACCAUGAUUUAUAGUUCAGUGAUUAUUAUCAUCAUUAUAAUUAUUCUGAUUACAUUUAUAAUUGUUUUUAGAUAUUAAUAUGUACAGUAUUAAUUUUCCAGCUGUUGUCAUAGACAGAUACUUGGAAAGGUGGUUAUUUAUGAUGUUUUAUUUCUUACCACUUUGUUAUUUUAAUUGCUUUUUUGUUUUGUUUGAAGUGCAAUUUGAAUUUAGUAAUGUCUUUGGUUUAAGAUUUUCGUUUUUAAAAUAAAUUAAUUUAAUUUUCAAUGCAAAAUCAUUAAAGCAAUAAUAUUCACUGAUCCCUCAGCCGGGUGGUUGACGAUGUAAUUUGAUAUUGUGAUACAGUUAGGGCUGCACGAUUAUAGCAAAAAUCAUAAUUGUCGAUUAUUGCUCAUGAUAUUGUAAUCGCAAUUAUUAAUGCCGAUGAACGUUUUUUAUUACCAUGACGUCACAAAGUAAUAAUGUGGUUUUUCAGAGU
Molecule: messenger RNA, 3384 nt
Organism: Xyrauchen texanus (razorback sucker)
Lineage: Eukaryota; Metazoa; Chordata; Actinopteri; Cypriniformes; Catostomidae
Product: sorting nexin-18-like
Exons: 2
Coding region: 195-1871 (558 amino acids)
Biological process (GO): endosomal transport; cleavage furrow formation; mitotic cell cycle
Cellular component (GO): cytoplasmic vesicle; plasma membrane
Molecular function (GO): phosphatidylinositol binding; protein binding
Source: RefSeq, a predicted model, not a curated record